AUGCCCCUGGUUCCCCACCUGCCCCCGCCGCCCGCCGCGCUCUGCGGCUCGCCGACGGCCCCUGCCCUGACGCCGCCGGCGCGCCCGCGCGCGAGCGACGCCGGCGGUUUGGACGGCGCAGACGACGCGCCGCUGGUCAGCCGGCGUGCGCCGCCGCUGGCCCUGCCGCCCGCUGCGCACGGCCCCGCCGCGCCCGCGGCGCGGCCGUGCGGCCGCGUGAGGGGCGUCCUGUUUGCCGCCGUGUUCCUCACGCCGGCGUCGCGUGAGGUGCUGCUGGCGGUGCUGCCCGCGCGCCACCCGCUGGUGCGGGGCGACCACAUGAUCCUCGCGCUGCGCCCCACCAAGGCGCAGCUGCUCGCGCUGCCGCUCGGCGCGGAGGUGCCCCUCCGCAUCAUCGGGCAGGCGGCCGACAGCCGAGCCCAGGCGCUCGCCGCGGACCCGCCCGCGUGGCUGCCGCCGACCGCCGCCGGCGCGACGCACGUGGCGCUGUCGCUGGCGCCGGGCGUGCGGGGGCGCGAGGCGGGGGCGCUUCUGAUAGACGCGCUGCAGCGCGCGGCGGCUGGGUGCGGCGCGGAGGACGCUUUUGGCGGCGCCGCUCCAGGUGCCUAUGAGCACUUCUCAGACCCCCUCGAGCUGGCCGGCUUUGUGGGCGUGGCGCUGGAGAGCGGGGAGCGCGCCUUCUCGCUGCGCGCCCUGCGGGACCGCGGCCUGCUGGCCCUCACGGCGGCGCAGGAGGCGGCGUAUGACGCGGCGCACGGCGCGCGGCUGCGCUCUGCGGCGUCGGUUAGGAGCGCCGCGCACGACGGCGGCGGCCUGGGCGACUUUUGGGGCGCCGUGGAGGGGCCCCAUAUUGCGCUGCGCUCCCUGGGGCCUCCGCUGCCGUUAUGCCAGGCGCCCCUGGUUGCUCUGACCACCGGCCUCGCCGCCGCCGCGUCCGGCUCGUCGUGCUCUCCUUCGGGAGCUGUUGCCUAUCAGGGUGACAGCGCCGCGCUCGCCCGCGGCGGGCGGACGAGCAGCGGCGACACCGGCAGCGGCGGUGGCGGCGGCGGCGGCAGCGCCGCGAGCAGCAGCAGCGGGGACGGCCCCGUGGUGUAUGCGAGCGCGGUGCACGCGGGCGACUGGGCGCUCGUGGUGCCGCUGCUGGCGGAGGAGGCGCGCGACGAGGCGGGGCGCGCGGCCGUGGUGAUGCGCGAGGGCUGGGUCAAGGACGUGGUGGCGGACGAGCCUUACCAGCCUAAGGCAGCCGACGCCGCCGCCGACGCCGCCGUCGCGGCGCUGCCCGCGGGCCGCGCCGUGCUGCGCCCGCGGCGCGCCAGGGGCGCCGAGGACGACGGGGAGCUGAUGCGCGCGCUGAGCGGCGGCGCGUUCGGCGAGUUGGGCGCGGGCGGCGGCGGUGCCUCUGCCGCGGGAGAGUCUGGGCGGGACAACCUUGAGCUUUGGCUCGAGUUCGAGCGGCUGAAGCGGCAGUUUGGUGAGGCGCUGUGUACCGCCAUCAUGGAGGACUGCGACAAUGACUUUGCGGUCGCAAUCAGGACGAUCAAAGAGAAGGGGGAUGCCGCCGCCGCUGCUGGCGCGGCUGCCGCCGCCGCGGCGGCGCCCCCGACGCCGGAGGCGUGGGGCUCGCCGCGCCGCGACGGCUGGGGCGAGCCGGGCUCGGCGUCGCCCGGCGCGGCGGCGACGGCGGCGGCGCGUGUGAACGAGGUUGUCAUGCUGGCCGCGGCCCAGGGCGUGCCCGCGGCGGCCGCCCUGGAGCUCUGCGCAACGCUCAAGGCCGUCGCCCCCACCGCGGCCGUCGCCGCGCUCGCGCGGCGCGGCGGCGACGUCAACGCGGCGGCGGAAGACCUGCUGAGUGGAGCCACCAGCGGCGCCACCAGCGGCGCGCCCGCGGCCGCGCCCGGCAACCAAGCGGCGCGCUCGGCCGGCGCCGGGCGCGCGGCGGGGCCCCCUGAGGACCCCGCCCACGCCGUGGCGCUGCGCCGCCUGCAGGAGAUGCUCCCGGCCGUUCCCACAGCGGUCGCGUCGGCGGUGCUCAGGCAGCACCACGGCGACGCCGACGCCGCGGCGCGCGAGCUGAUUGGGGCGGCUGAGGGCUCGGGCGGUUUUGCCGGUGCGGCGGAGCGGGGCGGGCGGGAGCUGUCUGAGCAGGAGCAGUUGGAGGGGCUCAGAGCCGCGGGGCUGUGGGACGGCGACCCGCAGCCGCGCACGCACGACGCGCCGGCGGCGGAGGCGUGGGGGCCGAGCGAGGGCUCGGCCGGCGGCCGGCGCGGGGGGCGCGGCGGAAGCGGCAAUGGAAACGGCGCCCGCGGCGGCCGCGGCAGUGGCAACGGGCGGCGCGACGCGCAUAUGUACUCGGAUGAGGAGCUGGCCGACAAGACCCAGGAGGAGCUCAAGGCGCUCGCCCAGGACCUGUGGCGCAGGGCGGCCUCCCACUUCAAGAGCGCAGACGUGUUCGAGGCCGCGGCCCAGGAUGCCAUCCUCGUCCGCAACGACGAGGCGGGCAUGGCCACGCUGAUGGCCCGGUCGCGCGCGGAGCGCGCAGAGGCCAACCGCUAUAAGAACGAGGCGAGCCGCAUCUCAUACAAGGCGAACAACCUGGACAAGCGCAACGAGUGGGUCAUUGACCUGCACGGCCUCGCAAAGGCGGCCGCCAUCCGCAAGGUCGCCAACGACCUCCAGCUGCUGUCGUCUGUGGCCCACAGCGGCGGCGUGCUGGUCCGCAUCAUCACCGGCAAGGGGCUGCACAGCGCCAACGGCGUGCCGGUGCUGCGCGCGCAGGUGCUGCAGCACCUGUCAGAGAUGCGCUUGGAGCACCGGGUGGACCCCGCCAACGCCGGCGUGGUGCAGGUGUUCCUGCAAGAGGGCGGCGCGCGGCGCGGCAGCGGCGACGCGGGGGCCAGCACCAGCUAUGGCGCCUGA
Molecule: messenger RNA, 2916 nt
Organism: Monoraphidium neglectum
Lineage: Eukaryota; Viridiplantae; Chlorophyta; Chlorophyceae; Sphaeropleales; Selenastraceae
Exons: 8
Coding region: 1-2916 (971 amino acids)
Molecular function (GO): ubiquitin binding
Source: RefSeq, a predicted model, not a curated record